UUCUGGCUUGGAUACUUUUGUGUUAGUUAUAAAUGCAUGUGACCAGAAUCACAGUAGCCGCAUACGUGAGAAGCAAUCCGGAGCAGAGGAAGAGAUCUUGAGUCUUUAUUUGCUAAGGCCCUUAAGCAUUGUCGUAGGUAAUAUACAUUGAGCAAGAUAAGUCAAAUGCACUUUUAAUGGAUAACCGAUCCAUGGCAUGGCUUCCAGAACUGGAAAUGGAAGAGCCUAGUCACAUUUUGAAACACCAACAAGCACAUCCUCAUUAUAGUAACUCAAUGGAUUCGUUUUCUUCUGAAAGCUUCAAAGGUUAUCCAAGUAUGGUCACAGUAAACCAGUCUGUUCAAUUAACAACACUUAAUGGUGAUGUACACAAGCAACAGGAUUAUAAGGCAGCUAAGACUAGCCCUUUUGCUCCAAACCAUGCUUCGUCAUCCAAUACUUUCACUAUAUCUUUUGGAAACCCUACAUCACCACAAGAAAUCAACCAACUUCAACUCUAUGGAAAAUCAGACCUUAAGCACCCAGAUGCAGUACUGAUGCCUAAAGAGGAGACGAGUCUUAAUGAAUUUCUUGGUUCAUUUGAUAUUGCCACAAAGUUUCGGAAUACAAGAAGAAAUCAUAGACAAGCUCAAGAGCAUGUCUUGGCAGAGAGAAAGAGAAGGGAGAAGUUGGCUGAACGCUUCAUUUCUUUGUCUGCUCUCCUUCCAGGACUUAAGAAGAUGGAUAAGGCUACUGUGUUAGAAGAUGCAUGUAAUUACAUUAUACAACUUCAAACCCGGGUGAAGGAACUAGAAGACACGUGUGUCAAGGGAAAAGAUAUUAUUCAAGAAUCAGCUGUUAUUCUUGCUGGAAAAUCUAAGUUUUGUGGCAGUCACGAAGACUUCGCAUCUUCUUCUGAUGACGCAAACUAUUUAACAAGUAGCAGCACUUGCAGUCCUGAGAUCAAAGCAAGAAUUUCAGGAAGCAAAAUACUAGUGAGAAUCUACUGCAUGAAAAGUUCCUCGUUAGUAUUGAAAACCCUAUCUGAGAUGGAGAGCCUUAAUAUUACAAUUACUUGUUUCAACGUUGUUCCUUUCAACACUGCUCAUCUAAUUGCCAUCACCGCUCAGAUGAAUGAUGACGCAGUCAUAACAGCGAAAUAUCUAGUGGAAUGCUUGCAAUCAGCCCUUAGAGAUUUCCACUAAUAUCUGCUUAAGGCCAAGAGAUCUCGGAGAGGCCGAAUGUGUAAUGAUACACCUGACCUCCUUUUUUCGUUGUAUCAUUUCGACAUGGGUUUUAUGUAUUAGUUAAGCAGUUGGCGAAAGGGUAUUUCGCAUGUAGCAAGAUUUUGGUACAUUUGACUUUCAAAAUGGUAAAUUACAAUAUAGAUUCAAAAUGGUGUAGUGUGCUAGAGAAGAAUAUAUGUGAAUGAGCUUUCCCUUGUACAUGUGUGUGAUAUAUAUACAUGAAAAAUACUAAUAAUAUCUGCACUCGAAAAAACAAAA
Messenger RNA from Helianthus annuus (common sunflower), 1484 nucleotides. RefSeq names its product transcription factor bHLH18. Lineage: Eukaryota; Viridiplantae; Streptophyta; Magnoliopsida; Asterales; Asteraceae. Bases 177 to 1184 code for a protein of 335 amino acids. The record is from RefSeq and is a predicted model, not a curated record. Gene Ontology annotation, molecular function: protein dimerization activity. The transcript is spliced from 5 exons.